Molecule: messenger RNA, 2295 nt
Organism: Suillus subaureus
Lineage: Eukaryota; Fungi; Basidiomycota; Agaricomycetes; Boletales; Suillaceae
Product: nucleotide-diphospho-sugar transferase
Exons: 12
Coding region: 1-2295 (764 amino acids)
Biological process (GO): biosynthetic process
Cellular component (GO): eukaryotic translation initiation factor 2B complex
Molecular function (GO): guanyl-nucleotide exchange factor activity; translation initiation factor activity; translation initiation factor binding
Source: RefSeq, a predicted model, not a curated record
AUGUCUCCGAACACAUCUUCCUCUACUGGCAAGGAUAAAUUGAUCGUAGAUGAAGAAGAGGUUCUUCAAGCUGUCAUUCUAGCAGACAGCUUUAACAAACGAUUCAAGCCGCUAACCACGCAUAAACCUCGAUGCCUGCUACCGAUAUGCAAUGCUCCAUUGCUGGACUGGACAUUCGAAAGCCUUGCUCUAGCUGGCGUACAAGAGAUCUUCGUAAUAUGUAGAUCACAUGCGGAGCUGGUCAAGACUGCGAUCAAGAAUUCAAAAUGGUCUAAGCCCGGCGCAGGCCUGAAGAUUGUCCCAAUUGUGACUGCGAAAGAGACGUUCACGCCUGGUGAUGCCAUGCGCGACAUCUACACGCAUGGCAUCAUCACUUCAGAUUUCGUCCUUGUCACAGGUGACCUCGUGAGCAACAUACGUAUAGGCGAUGUUGUUCGCGAGCACAAAGAGCGGAGGAAAACGGACAAGGACGCCAUAAUGACGAUGGUGGUCAAACAAAGUGGCGUAAACCAUCGGACGCGUUCGAGAGGUGAUUCGGCGGUGUUUGUCAUAGAUCCGGAAACGUCAAAGUGCUUGCAUUAUGAGGCGGUGACUGGGUAUCCACCCAAGAAAUACGCGAGCAUACCACGCGAAAUUCUGAAUGAACACCCUGAAGUGGAGAUCCGAAAUGACUUGAUUGAUUGUUCGAUAGACAUAUGUUCUGUAGAGGUGCCGUCAUUGUUCCAAGACAACUUCGACUACGGGGAUGUACGGAGGGAUUUCGUUCAUGGCGUCCUUACGUCUGAUCUACUCAUGAAAAGUAUUUAUUGCUACAUCGCCAAAGAGGGUUAUGCUGCUCGUGUCAGGGACACUCGGAGUUAUGACUCCAUCAGCAAAGAUAUUCUUGCAAGAUGGACAUUCCCUUUGGUGCCAGAUGAUAACCAUCCUGGCGGCCACUCGUAUGAACAUCUACGGGGAAACAAAUACAUUGCCAAGGAUAAUUCAGUGAUACUCUCUCGGACGUGCAAGAUCGGAAACAACACACUGAUUGGCUCAAAAUCGCAGAUAGCUGACAAUGCCCAGGUUAUAGCAUCUGUUCUCGGCCAGCAGUGUAUUGUUGGUGCGGGCAGUAUAGUCCGCAACUCUUAUCUCUUCGAUGGAGCAGUCAUUGGACCGAAUUGUGUUGUCGAGCACAGUAUAAUAGCGUCAGGCGUACACAUCAAGGAACGCACUCGUGUUGAACGCGGAUGUUUGAUUGCUGAUGGCGUCGUCGUCGGUCCGCAGGCGAAACUUGCGCCAUUUUCAAGAUUGUCUAAGCGGCGGCAGGAUAGCGAUGAGGAAGAUGAAGAAUUCGAAGAUGCAGAAGAAGAAGUGAAGACGGCGACGACUGAAGAUGAGGUCGACUCAGAGCUGGAGGACGUAGAAGCAAACCAAGAUCCCGAAGCUCUUGCAAAACUUGGUCCUGGCACCAAUGCAAUCAUUUGGCCACUACCAACUGUUGACGAGGACGAGGACAUUGAUGAGCUGGAACACCCUGAUAACCAGCGUUUGAUGCGAAUAGGCGAUAAUGCAUCAGAUCUCGUUCUCUCGGAUCCUGGUUCCAUCACUUCAUCAGGACAGGCAGACUCGGCAGUAAUAUCAGAAUUCCAGCAGGAAGUCAAACAAUCGCUUGAUCGUGCGUUUGCCGAAGGCCAUUCUGUUGAUAACGCCGCUGUGGAACUGAAGACGCUACGUAUGGCAAGCAAUGUAUCUCUCCGCCUGGUGCGAGAGGCCGUUAUCGCAGCUAUUGUUAGCCGAAUCAAAAUCAUGGCAGGCGGAGGCAUUCCGCAACGACAGGAGAUUGCUAGUAUGAUUUCUCGAUGGGGAGGGCUGAUUGAUAAGAUUGGAGGGGUAGAUCCGGUGGAAACUGUCGAGAUCCUUCAGGAAUAUUGCGCUUCAUCGGAUCGCUUGCCUCUGUUUGGCCAGAUUCUUGCCGCGCUCUACCAGGAUGACAUAGUCGACGAGGAUGACAUCCGUGCAUGGCAUGGAAAUUCCAAGUCUCAAGGCCAGGGCGUUAAGCCUACGUCUUUGCAAGACAACUAUAACAAAUGCUGGGUCACUGGAGCCCAUAUGAUCAAACAGUUUGAUGAGCAGGACAGUGAUGAAGAAUCGGAGGAAGACUCGGACGAUGGCAGCGAAUCGAGAGAUCCUGUUGUCGAAAAUCCAGUCACAAAGGAGCUCCCUUCGGCAGGCGCCAAUUCUUCGGAAGAGAAUUCAUGCGAGGAAAACUCGGACGAAGAGGACGAGGGCAACACUGACGAGGAUGACAGCGAAUAA